CAAUUUUGUAUCCAGUUUAUAUUAGGUUAAGAUUUUUGGAAAACUUUUGGUGAGAAUAGGAUGUCAACGAGUGGAAUUUUGUUCCUGUCGGGGCAGAACGGGCUUGGUCUCAGUAACAUUGGUGCAGUGAACACUCAGUGUUGGACAUGUCGGCGUCAAUGGAACUUGGGCUCAACUGCUUGGAUCAUAGUUCUCUGUGUCAUGUGGAGCACCGGUCAACUUACGGCGCAUGAGCUCCCGUGCUGGACCCCAACUGGUCAUAAUUUGACAUACCACUUCGCACCAAGGUUUCAUGCUGCCAAACAGGUAGAGUCAGGAACACGUAACCUGCGGAUCGCAGUACAUUACACCCAUGCACUCAAAUCAUUGCCCAACUUUCCAGCAAUAACGGAGAAACUUCUGCUUCCUGCAAUCAAAUUCUGGACCGAUACGCUGGCAGCCAAAAAUCCUCAGGUUUCCAAUCUACUUUUCUCCCGAAGUUGUGUGUCUGAACGAUCUGUACGAUUCAAAUCUCCCGAUGGUGUCUACCGCGAAUACUGUACCUACGGAUGCCAACGUGACACAUACUGCUACACAGCUCGAGUCCCAGAAGAAUACCUGGACGUGAGUUAA
Molecule: messenger RNA, 612 nt
Organism: Dicrocoelium dendriticum
Lineage: Eukaryota; Metazoa; Platyhelminthes; Trematoda; Plagiorchiida; Dicrocoeliidae
Source: the annotation of a GenBank genome assembly